Babesia bigemina is the source of this 3906-nucleotide messenger RNA. RefSeq lists its product as hypothetical. Bases 1 to 3906 code for a protein of 1301 amino acids. NCBI's taxonomy places the organism in Eukaryota, Apicomplexa, Aconoidasida, Piroplasmida, Babesiidae. The transcript has a single exon. The record is from RefSeq and is a predicted model, not a curated record.
AUGACGCUCUCCGUAGCGAAAGUCAGGGAAGACAAACUAACAAGCGCUGGUAAAUUGUCGUUCGUCGAGCCUAUAGUACGUCAAAUUAAUGCUAACCUAAAGAACGCUGUUUUCACCAGUACCCCGACUGACAAUAGAUAUAAUCUCAACCUUGCAGUGCAAUACGCUUUGGCGGCUCUAACCUCUACCGCCAGGCAAACUGCCAAUGCGCUUGAAUCGCUUACGUCUACCAAAGACAAGACCAUACGUACGAUUACGAAGUUUAAUCUCAACUUCACUUUGGAGGAAGCUAUUAAAGAUGCACAGAAAAUUAAGGAUGUACUUGGAAAUGAUAGGGGAGACGGCGUUCAGAUAGGCGAUAAGCUUACCAAAGCAUUAGAGGAAUCAAAAAUGGAAAUUGACAAGCUCCAUAACAAUCUGAGCACUGCGCUUACAUCCUUCUCCGCCAUUUCGUCCGCCAAACUUGUUGCUCUUGACGACAGCGUUGAGAGGAGGGUGGAAAGCAUACUGACCGAAUACAUUGGCUCUGAUGAUGAUAUCAAAUUUGAUACUAUCAUGACAAAUUACAAACAUAACACGACGGAGAACAGCAGCCUUCAGAGAGACAUCACUGCCAUACAGACUGAAAUAGGUAAAACGUUUAUUUCAGGCACUGAUAUGCUUGACACUCAAAAACUUGGGGACUACGGUACAGACCAAACAUUGCGUGAUGAAUCCAUUGCUCAUCUGCAGCAGACAAUUUCCCACUUAGAAAAUCUCCCCCAACAUGUUGCCGAAGCAAAGGUGGAAGCAGUUGAAAAAAUGGAAGAGUUGAGGAAAGAAAUUCGAAUCAUUAAGAACAUGAUACGAAAUUCUGUUGAGGAAGCCAUCAAUACUGCCUCCACGCAGUUGGAUGAUGCAAUGCAGGCACUCCGUGUUACCGUCAAAGAUGCCCAUGAAGGCUGUCAAACUGCACUUCAAUCUCUCCAAACCAAAAUGUUGGAACACGCAAGAGCAUCCUUCCUAACAGUUACCAACCAAGUGCAGACUCUAUUCGCGGAUACCCAUUUCGCAGAUUUGUUAGCUCUCAAAACUCUCGUUGUAGAGCAAAUUGCAGCAAUCGAAAACAUCAUAAAGCGCGGCCUAAAAACCGGUUUAAAAGGUUUCUUAAAAGUCAUGUACGGCAAGGAUGAAACGGGUGGUCAACUCGGUGCCCUAGUUAAAGAGCUGAACGCUAAUCAAAAUGUUGAGUUAUCAUCACUAAAAUUAAGGGAUUAUCUGGACUAUAUAUUACAAUUCAUAUAUUUCCAAAUUUUAAAUCAGAGAGAUCCCCCCAAGCCCACCGUCGGUGGAGACCAUGCUGAAGACGUUAAGAAAGUCCAAGAAAAUUUAGAUGAAAUACUUGUGCAUCUUGCCAGAGAUAAGAAGCUUAAAAUAUAUAAUUACGAUAAUAAAUUCGUCUCUUUACUCUCCCACCUCUCCACCUCCCUCCACUCCCUAUCCCCCUCCGCCUUCGCCAACCCCCGGCACCCGGAGCUGCUCGAUGCGGUCAAAAAGGGGCUGCAGGGGUUUGUCGAGCAGAUGGAGCGGGUGUAUGUGAACGGGUAUGAUGAUGGAAAACCUAUUAAUUGGGAUACAUUUAAGCUUGUUAGACCAAAAAUUGACGCCAAAAAAUCUGAUGGAGAUUCUGGCUCAAACGAGGAGUUGACGGAUGACGGUAGGAGGUUGUCCAAGAUCUUCCUCACGCUUUUUAAUAUCAUUCACGAAGACAUUUCGAUGUUAAAAUAUGAAUGUGAAGAUGAGUGGAGCAACAAAAAACUUUGUGAAACUGAGGGAGGCGAGGAUAACCCGCUUGGUUCAUACCUUCGGCGUUGCGGUUAUGCAGUAGCGAAAACGGAGAACUCUAAGGACGGUGAAUCGCAAUGUAUAACUAGCAUGACCGGCAAAAAGGUUCUUGGCAAGCUCAACGAAGAAAUAAAGACUCUCAACGUUGUUGAUCAUUUUAAGACGUGCGAGUCGAAUGAAGCAGAUAAGACAACGAAGCAGAAAAAAGCUGAUAAAUUUGACAUUUUCGAUAUGCUUAAAUGCUUCCUCAAUCACAUUGACAAGUACUAUGACGUCUGUCAUAUGGCCACAUUAAAUUCAACCAGAAAGCCGUGUAGCGUGUUCGAAAUGUUAGUUUGGCUUUCGGGUCUAACACACAAUCCAGCUAAACAAGACUUGUUUAUCAACGGACUUCGUCCGCCAUUCGAAAAUGAAGUUGAUGAGGCAGCAGUGAGUGAGGAAAGCUUCUUGUCAUUAGAAGCUGACAAACCGUUGUCCUUAGAGGCGUACCCAAGGUACAUACCAUAUGAUAAAAUAUGUGACGCCGUAACAUACGCUUGUGCAAACGCCUAUGAUGUACUGACCACGGUUGCAGGUACAGGCGACGCCGAUACAAUCUACGGCAGUGAUUUCUGCAAUAACUCCAUGAAAUUCCACUACCCGGCGUCAGGUGAAGAUUGCCUCGACAUGCUCCUGGACAUCUUGCGUAGAGUUCUACCGACGUUGAUGUUUUUGAAGAACCAAUGCAAACUCAAAGCUGAACAUCACGGUUGGUACGACUGCGAGUACGGUAUGUACACCGCUCCAGCCAAAUGGCCGUGCAAGGAGCACUCAAGUGACAAAGCAACGAGCCAACCAAUUAAGCAACCAAAGUGCCAACCAACGUGCGAGGCAAACAGCAAAGUAAACUGCCAACCAACUUCCCCUUUAAUGUCCUAUUUGAAUGAUUGUCUUCCUGGUCAUUUACCGCACCAACUCAGCAAAAUCGGUUGCAAAUAUGAGUGCGCUACCUGUCCAUCCACCUCUAGAAAAGGAAUGCCAUGUCUAACUCCACUUGGCUUUAGAUGUUUUUCGGGUAGUACAAAAACGGGCAAACAGCUGUGUGAAGUGCUAAGCAAAUUCGUCGGUAUAAGGUACCUCACAGGGCUAUUCUGCCUCGUUCCCACACCUCCGUCCACGCUGGCUGAGCACUUUGGAUUCUCGUUGUCGCUCGUAAACGGUCUUAAUGCGAAAACGGAACUGAAGAAUGAUAACAUAGAAGCACUUAAGAAUGCAUUCGGUGCAUCUAUCACGAAGCAGUCCGUUAAGCUUUACACCGACCAGUCGACACUAACUGCAACACUCACCAACGCAUAUGGUUCGCCGUCUCCUAAGCAUGGUAAAUGUACAGCUGCCCAUCUUAGGAAUCUUGUCACGUCUGAUAGCUGCAAAGACAAGGACAACCUGGAACUUGAGUGCGGCUCCUAUAUUUCCACACUAUGCCGCCAUUCUCAUCGUUACCUUGCUGAGAAGCAUGCUAGCCUCUACCUGUCAUGGGCUGUCUACCUCCCAUGGAGCUUUUGGGCGAAUCUUAAAAAUUUGUAUGACGCGUUUUGCAACAUUUACUGUCAAGACUGGGGCUGCCGUGGCUGUUUAAGAGGCGACAAGUGCAAACGCGGAGAUCAUGGAUCAAUAAGUGACGCCUCCAAAAAACCUAAUUGUCAAUGCCACUCUAUUGUUGAUUGCAAAGGCGUCGCUCCGACGUUGUACAGUUAUGGGUUCUCCUUCGGUGAUCCAUCCAAAUUACAAAACAAAAAUUAUCCAAACACAUGUGCCGACUUCUGCAAGCAGUUGAAGAAUGUACUAAUGUCCGACUACUUCACGAAAUUAUUUAAGGAAUGUGACAAAUUCCUCUUCAUCAUCCGAGCACCCUUCAUCUGGCUCAACGUCGCCCUCUGGUCACUAUCCCUCUUCUACCUCCUCCACGUCAUGGUCAUCCGCCUAGACCUCCUCCACUUCAAAUCGCAUUUGCAUAGUCCCUCGAGUCAUAGGAUAGCUGCUCAAUCACUGCUUGCCGCUGCACGUGUUAACAAACUGGGGAGGGUGUUUUAUCUGCAACCAUAA